AUGGUUGAAUUUGCGGGUGAGAAGCAGCCGCGUUCGCGAAUACAAUGGACGGAUGUCGAUCUUGAAGCAGCUGGCGACCGGCCUCAAGCCACGCCUGAUCCUCUUCAACGUACGAAUUCGAACAUCUCAAUUCACAGCAUGCACAGCAGAAGAGGUUCAAUAGAUCCAGCAAGCGCACUUCCGAUUCAAUACAGGACCAUCUCUUUUCAAAUUGACGAAUCGAAAGAGAAAGAUGUUGCUGAAGCCAAGAAGGCAAAGGAUUCUGCAGCUAAAGAACUCGGAAACUUGGAUUGGCACAUAAUAUCCACGAACGAAAUAUAUACACGACUUUCGAGUUCUUCAAACCAAGGGCUGUCGUCAGAACAAGCUAAGCGACGUCUCACAGAGUAUGGCAAGAACACACCUUCACCACCACCAACCCAUCGAUUCAAACAAAUAUUUGGCUAUUUCUUCAGAGGGUUUGGAUCUAUCUUACUAGUUGGAUCCAUCUUGGUCUUUGUAUCAUGGAAACCUCUUGGGGACCCCCCAGCGGUUGCAAAUCUCGCAUUGGCCAUUGUUCUUCUAGCCGUCUUCUUCAUUCAAGCUGCCUUUAACGCCUGGCAAGAUUGGUCUUCAUCCAGGGUCAUGGCUUCAAUCUCAACUAUGCUUCCAGAUGACUGUUUGAUGCUCAGAGAUGGCACACAAGUUACCGUUAUCGCGAGCGACAUCGUGCCGGGCGACAUUCUCUUCAUCAAGUCUGGCAACAAGCUUCCGGCAGAUGUUCGUUUUGUGGAAGUUUCGUCAGACGCCAAAUUUGACAGAUCAAUCCUCACUGGCGAAUCGUUUCCUCUCCCAGGUACAGUAGAAAGCUCUGAUGAGAAUUAUCUUGAAACAAAAUGUAUUGGUAUGCAAGGUACACAUUGUAUUUCUGGGUCGGCAGUCGGUGUCGUGGUAUCUACUGGAGAUUCAACCGUGUUUGGUAGAAUCGCCAAGUUAACUAACGCUCCCAAAACUGGCAUGACGCCUCUUGAGAAGGAAGUUGUGAACUUUGUUUUUAUCAUUUGUUCUAUCAUGUUCAGCAUGAUAUUAAUAGUCAUUAUUGUCUGGGCCGCAUAUCUUCGGAAAUUCCAUCCAGGCUGGAUUAAUGUACCUCUACUGAUUGUCGAUUGUGUUUCAGUCGCUAUCGCAUUCAUUCCUGAAGGUCUGCCAAUCGCUUUGACUGCAUCGUUAACGAUCACUGCAAAUAUUAUGCGCAAGAAUAAAAUCCUUUGCAAGUCACUCAAAACCGUCGAGACUCUCGGGUCCGUCAGUGUCAUUUGCUCUGAUAAAACGGGAACACUGACCAAAAACAAAAUGUGUGUCACCGAAUGUUCAAUCGGUCUGCAGAAUAUGGAUCCUCAAGCUACUCGAGAUGAAAUGAUGCAACGCCGUAAUGAAGGGAAAGGCUUCAACGCGGUUGAUCAAUUGCGCCUCAUCGCUGGCUUGUGUAACUCGGGAGAGUUUGAUGCAUCGACAUAUAAAUUACCUCUCCACGAAAGAAAGAUCAAUGGUGACGCCACAGAUCAAGCGGUUCUAAGAUUUUCUGAAUCUCUGGGUCCAGUCACAGAACUUCGUCAAAUGUGGAAGAAAACAUUCGAGUUGGCUUUUAACAGCAAGAACAAAUACAUGAUCCGAACGUUGGAGUUGGCAGAAGAGAAAGGACUGGAGGUGGCUUUGCACACUACUGAAGCUGCAACCUUUCGGGCAAUUGAUACCCUUCUGACGAUCAAAGGAGCACCCGAUGUUCUUAUCACUCGUUGUACAAAAUUUAUCACGCCAGACGGAGAUGCUAAACCACUUGAUGAGAACACGCUCAGAGAAAUAGAGAACAUCAAGGAUAAAUGGUCCUCCGAAGGAAAGCGUGUCAUUCUUUUGGCAAGAAAGACCAUUUGCCGAGAAGAGAUGCGAGAAUCUCCGACAUCCGCUCGCUACGAGGACGAAGUCAUGCAUCAUGCUAGAUCUGGUCUCACCUUUGUCGGUAUCGUUGGUAUUGUUGAUCCUCCCAGAGAUGAGAUUCCCUCUGUGGUGAAGAUUUUGAGAAGAGCUGGAAUUAGGAUUUUCAUGGUCACUGGAGACUUUGCGCUCACUGCACAAGCCAUCGCCGCAGAAUGUGGGAUCGUUACAAAUCCUCCCCAUAUGGUCAAAAACAUCUCAGCUCUCUCUAGAGACUACGCAGUACCAACAUCCGAGUCGGGAAAUGAGAAAGAAACCUCAGAAAUCGACCACGAAACACAAACAUCAAUUGUCAUCAGCGGACCAGAAAUGAUCACCCUAAACGAAAACCAAUGGGACCAACUCUGCACCUACACCGAAAUAGUCUUCGCCCGCACCACCCCCGAACAAAAGCUCCGCAUCGUCCGCGAAUUCCAAUCCCGCUCCGAAAUCGUCGGCAUGACCGGCGACGGCGUAAACGACGCUCCCUCCCUCAAAGCAGCAGACAUCGGCAUCGCCCUCGGCAGCGGUUCCGACAUCGCCAUCGAAGCCGCUGACAUGGUCCUCCUCGAGUCCUUCUCCGCCAUCGUCGAAGCCGUGCAAUACGGUCGUGUGGUGUUUGAUAACCUGAAGAAGACGAUCGCGUAUCUCCUCCCCGCCGGCUCGUUCUCGGAGUUCUGGCCUGUGAUGACGAAUGUGAUUUUUGGGAUUCCGCAGGUGCUGUCGAGUUUUUUGAUGAUUAUUAUUUGCUGUUUUACGGAUUGUGCUGCUGCUACUGUUCUUGCCUACGAAACCCCCGAAGCAGACGUCCUGCUUCGUCGGCCCCGACGCCCAGGCACGGAUCGUCUCGUGUCCUGGCAGCUCAUCCUGCAAUCCUACGGCUUCAUCGGGGUGCUGGAAACGGUUUCUUCGUUCGCGAUGGCGUUCUGGUAUCUCCAGCGGAAUGGGCUGCCGUUCGGGAUGUUCUGGUUCAAAUACGGCGAGUUACCCGAGGGCGUGGAUCAGGAUUUCGUGAAUCAGAAGUUGGUCGAGGCUAGUAGUGUUUAUUUCGUCAAUCUCGUUGUCAUGCAAUAUUUCACCCUCCUAACCCUCCGCACCCGCCGCCUCUCAUUGUUUUCCCACCCACCCAUCUUCAACAAAGCCACGCAAAACCUGUAUAUCUUCCCCGCGAUCCUGUUCUCCCUCGCCAUGGCGUUUUUCUGGCUGUAUAUCCCGAAAUUGCAGAGCACCCUAGGCACAAGCAGUGUGGGUGUUGAGUACUGGUUUUUGCCGGUUGCUUUUGGGAUGGGGAUUCUUUUGCUGGAUGAGGGGAGGAAAUAUUUUGUGAGGAGGGGAUGGGGGGAGAGGUGGGCUUGGAGCCUGCAGUAUUUGAAUUUUGAACGCUGA
This is a messenger RNA of Glarea lozoyensis ATCC 20868, 3336 nucleotides long. Its product is annotated as Calcium ATPase, transmembrane M. The record is from RefSeq and is a predicted model, not a curated record. NCBI's taxonomy places the organism in Eukaryota, Fungi, Ascomycota, Leotiomycetes, Helotiales, Helotiaceae. Gene Ontology annotation, molecular function: ATP hydrolysis activity; P-type sodium:potassium-exchanging transporter activity; ATP binding. The transcript has 10 exons. Bases 1 to 3336 code for a protein of 1111 amino acids. Gene Ontology annotation, biological process: intracellular sodium ion homeostasis; sodium ion export across plasma membrane; intracellular potassium ion homeostasis. Gene Ontology annotation, cellular component: membrane.